AUGAUUUGUGAAGCAAAGCUGAUCACAAUCUACAGAAUCAAACCGACACAAAAAUGCAAAGUUCAUUCGAACUUGUCAUUUGCACAUUUCCAAGAUCGACUGUCUUACAUAGACAAGCGUUACGACCAUCUUCGAAAACUUACGCAAACGCUGAAGAAAAAGAUCAACGAAUUAGAAGAUAUCAUGCGACAAGAUAAUGACGAUGAGAAUAUGGAGCAAAUCCAACGCCUAAUCGAAGAGAUUAAAAGAGAGAAGCAAAUGAUGCGUGAUGAAGCUCACAUUAUUCGAGGCGAGCUCUCCCAGGCAAUGUAUAACGAGGACCUCAGGUAAGC
Strongylus vulgaris is the source of this 332-nucleotide messenger RNA. The record is from the annotation of a GenBank genome assembly. NCBI's taxonomy places the organism in Eukaryota, Metazoa, Nematoda, Chromadorea, Rhabditida, Strongylidae.